Messenger RNA from Aspergillus uvarum CBS 121591, 3636 nucleotides. RefSeq lists its product as uncharacterized. Gene Ontology annotation, cellular component: RNA polymerase I core factor complex. The coding region runs from base 278 to 3232 and encodes 984 amino acids. NCBI's taxonomy places the organism in Eukaryota, Fungi, Ascomycota, Eurotiomycetes, Eurotiales, Aspergillaceae. Gene Ontology annotation, biological process: nucleolar large rRNA transcription by RNA polymerase I. The record is from RefSeq and is a predicted model, not a curated record. The transcript has 7 exons. Gene Ontology annotation, molecular function: TBP-class protein binding; RNA polymerase I core promoter sequence-specific DNA binding.
ACAUCUAUAAUACAUUCCCUACCUAGUAGGACUCUCUUUCUUCCCUAGGUAGCUGCUGACGCCUCAGAGUGCCAGGGUUAGAGGAGAUUUGAAAAAGAAAAAAAAAACAAAGGUCUUAUCGGGAGGAGACCCGAAAGUCUGCAUGCAGUACGGUGUCUGAUUUUCCAGCCAGAUUCAAACACUCUAAAUGGCCACUCCCCAUGGGACCUUAAUUCGCCUUCGCCAUAUAUUGUCACUGAACAGAUAAGGUUCUCAGGUUCCGGAAAUUCAGAUCUUCAUGGCAUCUGUUCCUUCGGCUUCCUUCUUCUCCUUGCCGCUUCCUCCAUGGCAGCAACCUCAGAGUGCACGGGUGGCUAAAUAUGAGGCCAAGAAGCGCAAGAAGACCCUUGACGAUUGGGGUGACAAUGAUGAUGACGACCUAGGAGAAACCACCGAUGCUGCUUCGGAAGUUGCGCUGCCUGCGCCAUCUCUGACUUUAUCACCAGAUGAAGCUCACCAGUACCGCGUUGCGGGCUUGUCUUUCGACCAGGAAUUGCCAGGCGGCAAGUUUCCGCAUGCUCCUGCACAAACCCAAUCUUCCACCCGACAGACGCGGGAAGGGGUACUUGAGACUCUAUCCUCUCUAUCUUCUCCCAUUUAUCCGCCCCAGUCUGCUGCUCACCAGGGUAACCUCCGUCUGCAGCACCUGGCCGUGCUGACAUCCAUAUUGCACCGCUGUCUCCUUCAAAGGGACUAUGAAUUCAAUGGAAGGCCGAUCGAUGCGCGGACUGAGGGGAGGUGGGGGAUUGACAUGGCUGCUGAAAAUGGCGGCGACCACGGCGGUCCAUCUCAAUCACCAGGGUCGGGACCGCAGCUCAUGUUCACAAGGAAGGGCUUUGAGGAUGCCAAGAAGUAUUAUGAGAGGCUGAUCAUCCAGCAUCCAUACCGGAAGGCUUCUCCAGACUCCAUCAGCUCAUUGCAUUUCUACCCUGCCAUGUUCGGCCUCUGGGUUCGACAGAAAAUCUGGACUCGUCAUACCGAUGAAUAUGGACAGCAUUCGGAGGAUGAAGAUCUUGCCUACGACCACGACGGCCAUCGUAAUUCCAAGGAAAGAGCCAACGCGCUCAUUGCCGACGUGCGAAAAGCGGAGCUCAAUCAAGCGCAAAAAAUUGCGGGAAGAAUGGAUGAAAUUCUUGGCUCUCCGCCCUAUUCGGAUUCUCCAGAAUUAUUAGAGCUGAGGGGAAUGGUGUCACGCUGGAUUGCUGAUCUAUUUGUGUCCUCUGUGCCUGGAGGACAGACCGAGCACGACUACUAUACCGAUGACGAGGACGAGGACUCGAUGUCCGACAACAUGCAACUUGCGAUGGAGAAGCGUGCGUCCGAGACUCAGAAGUCCGAAGAAUUCUUCAACAAAGCCAAGCAGCGUGGCAAAGGGUCGAUGGGCUAUUGGAUGACGAUGGGCGUGGGAGACUAUGUGCAUGCCAGACCACCCGGCGCCCAACCGCGAUCUCGCACAAGUGAUCAUCAAAGCCCAGAUCCAAAUCAGAACCAAAAUCUCUCAUCCCGACAGGCUCUAGCAGCCCAAGCAAGGGUUGAAGUACCGUCCACCAACCUGAUUGCGCCGGUACCACUACCGGGCAAUCAAGUCAACAACCUAUUUGAACACUAUGCGCAGCAGCCGCAACCACCACCAGUUGAAGAUGCUGCGCACAGGGACAUGUUCGACACCGACGUGGAAGGAAUUGAUGACUCGACCAUCGCAGCAACCAGCGUUUUGGGAUAUGAUGACAUUCCCCCUCAGUAUCAAUUACCAUCAACAGCGCAGCAUCACGCCGCCGCCUCCGACCCGAAGUUAUUCCGACCGCACCCGUCCCAGUCCCAUCUCCUGCAACGCUCGCACGACGCCAAUUGGUACGCGAGCUUUGGCGACAACGCCCUGAAGUCGGCCGGCUUCGACUCAGGGGAUGCGGCCGACGAUGCCGAGAGCCAGUUAACCUCCGUCAUUGGGGAUGAUGAGCGGUCCGACACGAUGGAGGACGCCGCGGAUUAUGUUCGGCGCUACAGGUCGUCAACCACGACGGCCAACGAACCCCUGAGCAAGCGUCUACAGAAUUUCUGGAGCGCCAGCCGUCGCACCUAUCAGAAUCCCACCGAGGACCCUUCCGCGACCGCCGCCGUGUACCCGGAGCCGGCUAAAGCGUCCGGUCCUGGAACCCUGCGACAAACCCACUCCGACUCCAGGAUGAUGACCGCCAGCCAGGUCUUGCCCCUAGCCGGCGGCAACAGCCGGAAAGUCACCCUCCCACGCAGCAUGACAGCGACCCCCCGGACGAGGUUCAGCCCCCCGAAGCCUACCCUCCUGGAACAGUUAGAUCUGACCCCGACCCGCCGGACGUCUGGACCUCGCCCCCAGCCAGGCAAGGACGUGGCAGGCGGAGUCGACCACUACCAGCGCCACCACCACCACCAACAACAACAGAAACAUCGCGACGUCGCGGGGGAGUACGGCCUUUUCGACAGUGACUUCAGGAGACGAGGGAGCCUGCCCCCGCUGAGUGCCUUCGACAUCACCAAUAUCGAUGACCUGGACAACGACCACGAUGAUAAUGACGACCAUAACCAAGACGAGCACGACCACGAGCACGACCACGAGCACGACCCCAUCAAUGACCCCUUCUCCCGCCGCCUAUCUGUCCAGCGCAUCAGCCCAGACAAUGGCUCCAACCCCGAACACGAAGAAGACCACCCUUCUAAAAAGCGCCAGCUUGAUCCCGACUACCCUCCCGAAGUCCUCCGCCAAAAGUCUUUGGCUGACCUCCAAUCCGAACCCUUCGACUACAUCCCCAACUCCGCCGCCUCAGCUGCCGCCCCCGCCGCAGAAACAAAAACCACGCCUCCUCCCCCAGUGUCCUCAACAACCCCAAGCAUCGCGCCCCCCGGACCAGACACGAAACCCGAGGAGAAGAUGUCGCACCUGUUGGGUCUCUCCGACACGGACCGCCGGGAGUUCUUCUCCGGUCUGACUAUGGACGCCUGGGAAGACUACGGCGACCUCCUCAUCGACCAGUUCUCCGCAACGUUGACGAAAAUGAAGGAUCUGCGGCGCGCGCGCCGGCAGACCGCCGCCGUCUUCGAGGCGGAGAUCCGGAGACGGCACGUGCUGGUCGAGGAGCAAUCCGCCGAGUUGUCCCAGAAGCUCAAGGAUAUGAAAAGUGGUGGGGCGGAGGUUCUUCGUGGGCGGACCCCUCAGUGAGAGUUGCUGAGUAGGUAGGGAAGGUAGUGAGUGAGUGAAUGAGCGUGCUCAUUCAUGUUUAUGUGAUUGCGGAAGAGAGGUGGCUCAAAUUUGCACUUUGCAGCAGGCUUUAUUUAGUCUUUAUUGCUUGAUUUCCCUGGAUGGGGCAUACUAACGCUGACGUGCUUCGGUGGGGUUCAUGGCAUUUUUUUCGUGUUUCUUUCUCUUUAUCAGCACUCUACAAAGUAUCAAUAUACCCCCUUUCUACGUGAUAGACACUGUUCCAGACAAAGAAGGUUCGCAUUGUUGGUCCUAGAAAAUGCUAGACAAAAAGCUUGGUGAUAUGCCCAACUGGCUGGAAAAUGCAACAUGCUUGGUUUUGGGACACUGAACGCCAGCAGUGAUCCCACAAUCUCACAGAGAAC